Myripristis murdjan (pinecone soldierfish) is the source of this 5764-nucleotide messenger RNA. It is a transcript of the gene srpk2, whose product is annotated as SRSF protein kinase 2. The transcript has 15 exons. The record is from RefSeq and is a predicted model, not a curated record. Gene Ontology annotation, molecular function: ATP binding; protein serine/threonine kinase activity. Bases 785 to 3364 code for a protein of 859 amino acids. Gene Ontology annotation, biological process: regulation of mRNA processing; peptidyl-serine phosphorylation; spliceosomal complex assembly. Lineage: Eukaryota; Metazoa; Chordata; Actinopteri; Holocentriformes; Holocentridae. Gene Ontology annotation, cellular component: nucleus; cytoplasm.
UGUGAGAAGCCCACACCCCUCUCCCUGCGCAGAGAGUGGUACAUUCCAACUCGCUCUGGGCUCUGUUGUUGUGCAGAGCUGCAGAAGGCCUGAUAGAGCCAGCUAGACAGAGAGAGAGGGGGAGAGAGAGAGAGAGAGGGAGAGAGACAGACACACCGGAUCGAGUGUGAGAGCCUGUGUGUUCAUUUCAUCCCCCAGUUCAACCAGCAACACCAGAAACGAGGGAGACAAAAGGAGGACAGCAAAAAAGAGGACCCGCGCUGAAAACAGGGAAAGUGAAAGAGAGGCAGAGAGAAGGUGAGGGGAGACAAGGAAGAAAGGAAGGAAAGGGAGAGAGGAAGGAAGGAAGGAAGGAAGGAGGUUGGGGCUUGAGGAGGGGCGCCUGACUGACAUUGCUGGUCUCGGCGUCGGCUCACGCGCACGCACGCACACAGACACACACACACACACACAGACACACUCGCAGCCAGAUUGUGCACAGCUGCUGCUCUUUUUUAUCCUCCAUCCUUUCUUCUCCUCUGAGCGAGAGGACGAAGGAGAGAAAGAAAGAGGAGGAAGAGGGGAAGAGGAGCAGGAGAGGAGGAGGAGGAGGAAGAGGAGGAGGAGGGGAGGCAGCAACCCCCUCCCCUCCCUUACUCAGACACGCGGCAGAGAGAGGAGAGAGAGUGAGGAGAGAGAGGGGAAGAGAAGACAAGAGAGAGAGAGAAAGCAGCGUUUGGUGCUGUCGUUCCUUUGCCGUGUCCCCGUGGUCCCUCGGCCAGCGAGCGGCUAACAGGCACCGCUCAUGUCCGUGAACUCGGAGAAAUCCUCGUCCCCCGAAAGGCCUGAGACCCAGCAGAAAGCCCCGGUGAGCGCCCCUCCUCCCCCACCGCCCCCUCCGCCUCCCCCUGAGCCGGCAGGGCCCCCGGAGCCGGAGGAGGAGAUCCUGGGCUCCGACGAUGAGGAGCAGGAGGACCCCGCGGACUACUGCAAAGGAGGGUACCAUCCGGUGAAGAUAGGGGAUCUGUUCAAUGGGAGGUACCAUGUGAUCAGGAAGUUGGGGUGGGGCCACUUCUCCACCGUAUGGCUAUGCUGGGACAUACAGGUGAAGAACUUUGUGGCAAUGAAGGUGGUGAAGAGCGCCCAGCACUACACAGAGACGGCCCUGGAUGAGAUCAAACUGCUGCGAUGUGUGAGAGAGAGCGACCCCACUGACCCCAACAAGGACAUGGUGGUUCAGCUCAUAGACGACUUCAAGAUCUCUGGAGUCAAUGGAAUACAUGUGUGCAUGGUGUUUGAGGUACUGGGUCACCACCUGCUGAAGUGGAUCAUCAAGUCCAACUAUCAAGGCCUGCCACUCCCAUGUGUCAAGAGCAUUAUCAGACAGGUCUUGCAGGGCCUGGACUACCUCCACAGUAAGUGUAAGAUCAUCCACACGGACAUCAAGCCGGAGAACAUCCUGAUGUGUGUGGAUGAUGCCUUUGUUAGGCGCAUGGCAGUAGAGGCGACUGAGUGGCAGAAGGCAGGUGCACCGCCACCCUCCGGAUCUGCAGUCAGCACAGCCCCCCAGCUCAAACCGGUGAGUACAGCAGAUGUGGGGAAGAUCUCCAAGAACAAGAAAAAGAAGCUGAAGAAGAAGCAGAAGCGGCAGGCGGAGCUCCUGGAGAGGCGGAUGCUGGAGAUCGAGGCCCUGGAGAGAGAAGCUGAGAGGCGGGAGGAGAGAGCCAAUGAGGAGGGCGAGGAGUACGAGGAGGGAGGACGCAAACACAACCCGGGCCCUGUGUCGCCAGCGCCCCCACCGGGCCCCACAAUGGCCCUGGGAGAGAGUGAUGAGGAAGACGAGGAUGAGGAGGAUGGGGAGGAUGAGGAGGAAGAGGGGGGAGAAAGGGAGAGGCCUACUAGACUGACCAAUCACACAUGUGCCGCGCCUCCCCAGGAGCAAAGUGAGGCACCCGGUAUCACUGGAGACGACCUUGAUGAGGAAGUGGAAGAAGAUGAGCCCACACCCGUCGCCGAGAAAGACCCACCCAUUCCCCCCACCUCUGAGGAAGGCAGUGGAGAUGCAACACAAGCAGAGGCGGAGGAAGAGGAGGAGGAAGAGGAGGAGGAAGGAGUGAAAGAUGUACAGGAUGACAAUGAGGAAGAGGAAGCAGAAGAGAAGGAGGAGGAGGAGGAGGAGGAGGAGGAUGGAGAAGAGGAGGAGGAGAAAGAGACUGAAAGAGAGAAUGACAUAAAGGAGCCAAAGAGUGGGAGCAAAGUGGAAGAAGAGGCGGUGGAGGAAGAGGAAGACGAGUCGAAGGAGCAAGAGGGCGAGGAGGAUGAGGAGGAGGAUGAGGAGGAGGGUGACGACGAGGACGAGGAAGAGGAUGAGGAUGAUGAUACGACCGCAGACCCGCUGACGGACAACACCUCCCCCAUUAAGCUCCACAACAACAACAACAACUCAGCCAAAACCAACGGCCACGUCCUGUCGGGCUCUGAGGGAUUGAAAUUGAACCCCCGGAUGCCCCCAACCCCCUCGCCCACCCCCGGCCCACUCCUGUGCCCCCUGGUGGAGUCUGAACUCAGCUACACGGACAGGGACAACUCUCUCAGCUCCGGUUAUGAGAUGUAUAAUGGUGAGCUGGGUGAACCGGGGCUGACCAACGGCUCAAAUGAGCGCCACCGGGGCACGGCGCCCCGCUUCCCUGACUUGCCCCUGGAUCCCGAGCCAGGAAACCCCAUACCAGUUGGGACAGCAGACAUCGGGGCAGGGCCGCUGCCUAACGACCCUGCUGCGGACCGCAGUCGCACUGUGUCGUCCUCCAGCACAGGAGACACACCCAAAGUCAGGGCCAGAGCUGCAGACCUCCUGGUUAAUCCACUAGACCCCCGCAAUGCUGACACUAUCCGAGUUAAAAUUGCUGAUCUGGGCAACGCCUGCUGGGUGCACAAGCACUUCACAGAGGACAUCCAGACAAGGCAGUACCGCUCCAUUGAGGUCCUGAUAGGAGCAGGUUACAGCACUCCAGCUGACAUCUGGAGCACCGCCUGCAUGGCGUUUGAGCUGGCUACUGGAGACUACCUUUUUGAGCCCCACUCUGGAGAGGACUACUCCCGUGAUGAGGACCACAUCGCUCUGAUCAUGGAGCUCCUUGGGAAGGUCCCACGCAAAGUGGUUGCUGCCGGGAAGUACAGCCGAGAGUUUUUCUCCAAGAAAGGCGAGCUGCGGCACAUCACCAAGCUGAAGCCCUGGUCUCUGUUUGACGUGCUGGUGGAGAAGUACGGCUGGUCGCAUGAGGAUGCCGGCCACUUCACCCACUUCCUUCUGCCCAUGCUGGAGAUGGUGCCCGAGAAGAGGGCCUCAGCCGGCGACUGCCUAAAUCACCCCUGGCUCAACUCAUAGCCACACUCUCUGAUCAGAUCCCCACCCUCCACCCUCAUCCUUCAACAACUAGCCUAAACAUUUCCCCCUGGUGGCGGCCUGUGCAAUGACAGAGAGGAGAGAUGCUGGAAAUGAAGAAACACGAGGAGAUGAGAGACGAAUAGGGUUUUAUCGUAUUCUUUCCAGCCCUAUCCCACACAUGCACACAUAUCUGAGUGAGCUUAAGUCCCACACACGACACCUCCAUCUUUUCCCGAAAGCAGCAUGAAGAUGACAGACUCAACAGUGUGGAGGUAAGAUGAGACAGGAGCCAAUGCCAAGACUGUGCAUUCCAAGAUGUCUCCCAUUGCAGAGCACUACCUAAAAAACAAAACAGUCAACAAAACAAUUUGAGGAUGGACACUGCUCACACUGUGAAAUGGAGACAUCAGGUCUCGUCUGAUGUCUGAAAGAGAUUUGCUUUCGUCUGUUCUUCUGGCGUCAAGAUUUCAGUCUGCCCCAUCUGUCUACUCAUUCUGUUUUACCUCAUUUGGAUCCAGUCAUGGGCCACAGGCUUAGCUGCUGAUCUUUUCACUGAUGAGAGAGGAAAGUCAAUGAGCAGCCCCGCUGCAAUGCUGACAGCCCAGAGCUCCAUCUGCCAUGACCUUAACUUAGCCAGGGCCCCAAAGACAAAGAAUGUGUGUGUGAGAUAAACAGUGUGUAUGUGCCUGUACUUCUGCACAGUCAAACUAUUCGACAUCUGUUAACAUCGACCCUUCCACUCUCUCUAUGCGUCUCUUCUCCACUCUUUCCAGCCCAGUUGUUGCACCUCCACUCCCUCCCUCACUCACUCACCCUCCUGGAUGAAGCCCCCACCCCUGACUAAAGCAGUACUGCUGAACAGUUUACACCCCCAGCACCCAGUAUCUCACAAUACUGGCAGUCCAAAAAGCCCCUCUGACCUGUUUGGUUCCCCACUGUCCAGACCCCAACAAGCUGCAUGCCCUGCCCCAGGCCACCACAGAGACACAGAGGGCUGCCAGCCCUCUAGGGGGCACCACAGGGACACAAAGACAGGCAGACAAAGCACGGGAUGUGUAAGAAACAACGAAAAAAUGUAACAUUGAAGCCAAGCCCGACAGCUUGGUCUUUAAAGAGUUUCUCUGUCAUCAAACAGUGAUUUUUAACAAAAAGCAUGGAGAGACUGAUCAAUCGGCAUGAACGGAUAUAACAAAUGGACAACGGAUGCGUGUUUCAGUUGUGCAUUUCAUUGAUUUCGUUUGUUUCUUUUUCUGUGUUCAUCCCUUUUGGAUGUUUUGUUUGAAAGACGAGAGAGUUAUUUUACAACAUUUCCCUGUCUGAGGAGGACUUUACAGCUGCCCUUACCUCCAGCUUUGACGUUUCCCAUGAUUCCUGACUUUUAUUCUCGUUCCAAACCAAGUCCUGAGUCCUGCUGUGGCAAGUUUACCAGAUCUGAUUGGAAUUACCCCCCUCCACCCAUCACCCCCUCUUUUUUUCCUACAGAGGACCCCUCGAUCCUUAAGCUUCUCCAGAAAAGGGGAUGGUCAAAUGAUGGAGGUUGCACUUGUCUUUGUAGAUGUCCUUCAGGGAUUUGAAACCUUUGUACAUAGAACUGAGAUCUGGCAACACAGACACACGACCGUGGACAGAGAUUCAAUACACAAGCAUCAUUCCGAUACAGAGGCUGUUGUUGGCAGGACUUGACCUCCUCUAACAAAGUGGGGCUGUAAUGGCUCAGGCCCGGAGGAAGGUUUCAACUGAACUGUGCCACCUGGUGGCUGAAUGAGAGUACUGCAUCGCCGCACACUGCUGCUGCUCUCAGUGCCAACGCUCCAAGACGUUCCACUAUAUCUCUCCACUUAUCUCUAUUUCUCUGUCACAAACACAAACUCGCAUCAUCACAAUUAGUCCAGUUGCCUAUUUUUCGCAAUAAAUGAAAAAAAGAUGAGUAUAAGUAAAUGGUGAGAUAUUUUUAAAAACUAUUUAAUUCAUUUAAAAAAAAAAGAGAGGAAAAAAAAGAAAACAAUUUUUCUCUGGUUGUUGUGACCGUGACCGAAUCUCGUCUUAUAUUGAGGUGAUUGUGUUUGUCUGUUAGAGAUGUUUUUAUUUCUUUUGUAAUUAUAUUAUUAUUAUUAUUGUUAUUAUUAUUCUUCAGAUUAGUUCUUUUUUUUUUUUACACAGUUGUCACCUCGCCCCUCCCUCCUUACAUAAACAGUGCUGCUCUAUCUGGGCUCUUGAUGGUGAUGAAAAAUGAUCAAACAGUUUUGCAAUAAAGAGUAUGUAAUGAUGAAUUUUUUUGCACCAAAAGCUCCUGAUCUCACUCUCAGCCAUGCUGACUGUUCUUCCUUAUGACAUUGACAGAAUCGCGUCUCUUGUCCGUGUUUUUCAUUGACAGAUUUAAUAAAAUUGUAAAUUAAUGGA